ACAUAUGUCUCUCCUUCCAUUUAUAUAAAAGCUUCACAUCAGGCUAGGGUUUGUGGCUAUUUCCUCUACUGAAGCGAAGCAGCAGAUCUGGGUUAAUCGCAGCUUCUCCACAUCCAAAUUCGCAACUUUAGCCAUGUCUCUGAUAGCAAAUGAGGAUUUCCAGCAUAUUCUGCGUGUGCAGAACACGAACGUGGAUGGGAAGCAGAAGAUCAUGUUCGCCUUGACCUCCAUCAAGGGUAUUGGUCGCCGAUUUGCCAAUAUCGUUUGCAAGAAAGCCGACAUCGAUAUGAACAAGAGGGCCGGUGAGCUCUCAGCUGCAGAAAUUGACAGCUUGAUGACGAUUGUUGGAAAUCCUCGUCAAUUCAAGAUCCCCGACUGGUUUCUGAAUAGGAAGAAGGAUUACAAGGAUGGGAAGUAUUCUCAAGUGACUUCAAAUGCUUUGGAUAUGAAGCUCAGGGACGAUCUUGAACGUUUGAAGAAGAUCAGGAAUCACCGUGGUCUACGUCACUACUGGGGUCUUCGCGUGCGUGGACAGCACACCAAAACCACUGGCCGCAGGGGAAAGACUGUUGGUGUCUCCAAGAAGCGAUGAGCCUCAUCUUUUCAUACCGUUCUCUUUGGCGUUUUGUAAGGAUAUUUGCUGCUGCUUACCGAAGUUGUUACAGUUAGUAAUUUGCUUAUUUGGACAUCUUUACUAUUAAUUAUAUCUAUUUUUGUUCAUUUUUUAUGUUUUUGGAUUCCAUUAAAUCUUGUGGCAAAAUCAUUAGAUUUAUGAAUGAGUUUAGUUGUCUAAUUAACCUUGUAAUGUCCCCUUUUUGGAAUAAGUAAUGCUAUUUAUUACA
This is a messenger RNA of Olea europaea var. sylvestris, 842 nucleotides long. Its product is annotated as 40S ribosomal protein S18-like. Bases 134 to 592 code for a protein of 152 amino acids. NCBI's taxonomy places the organism in Eukaryota, Viridiplantae, Streptophyta, Magnoliopsida, Lamiales, Oleaceae. Gene Ontology annotation, molecular function: RNA binding; structural constituent of ribosome. Gene Ontology annotation, cellular component: ribosome; small ribosomal subunit; cytosol. Gene Ontology annotation, biological process: translation. The transcript is spliced from 4 exons. The record is from RefSeq and is a predicted model, not a curated record.